Monoraphidium neglectum is the source of this 1050-nucleotide messenger RNA. RefSeq lists its product as hypothetical. Lineage: Eukaryota; Viridiplantae; Chlorophyta; Chlorophyceae; Sphaeropleales; Selenastraceae. The transcript has 6 exons. The record is from RefSeq and is a predicted model, not a curated record. Gene Ontology annotation, cellular component: preribosome, large subunit precursor. The coding region runs from base 1 to 1050 and encodes 349 amino acids. Gene Ontology annotation, molecular function: protein binding.
AUGGCUGCGGAGGAGAGCCAGGUGCUCGUGCGCUUCUUUACUAAGCUACCACAGGAGCUGCAAGUUCCCGACACCGAAGUGGCCGUGCCUUCCUCGUUGAAGCGCUAUGGAUUGUCGCAAGUCAUUAACCACCUGCUGGCGCUGGAUCCGCCACGGCCGUUUGACUUUCUCAUCGACGGGGAGCUGCUUCGCAAGUCCCUAGCCCAGCACCUGCUGGAUCACGGCCUGUCGCCGACCGGUGUCUAUGGUUUCGCAGGGCAGGGCAGCUGCCUCGCCAGCUUCGCUGCGCACCCUGGCGGCGUCACAGCGGCGGCCUGGCUACCGGCGGCGCAGGGCUCCUUGAUGCUGACAGCCGGCAAGGACGCGGCCGUGCACCUUUGGCAGCUGCCGGCGGCUGCCGGGGCCACGGGAGCGGACUCCAAAAUCAAGGCAGGAUUCGCGGCAGUGGACGGCCCCACGCUAGUGUCGUCCUGCCUGGGCCACAGCGACACGGUGGCAGCGCUGGCCACAAACCAUGCCGGGGACCUCGCAGCAACGGGCGGGUGGGACGGCAAGCUGCUGCUGUGGCAGACAGGUGGCCUUUUGGCCAGCGGGGGCUGGGACCACAGUGUGCGACUGUGGGACGUGGUCAGCGGGCGUGCAGUGGCGACAUACAACGGCAGCAAGGCGGUCUACGCUGUCGCAGCAGCGCCUGUGGGCAGCAGCGGCGUGCUGGUCUUUGGCGGCGCGGACACCUGCAUCAGGGUUUGGGAUUCUCGCGCGCGCGGUGAGGCGCUGUCGGUCAAGGGCUAUGCUGCAGGGGACUCGUGGCUUGCCGGGCUAGCUUGGCGGCCGGAGGGCGGCGGCGGCACUGGCAGCGAGCACCACGUGGCAGGUGUCUCCCAUGACGGCAGCAUGCGUAUGUGGGACCUUCGCACAUCGGUGCCCCUGGGAACGGUCAAGCAGCACGCCAACAAGGCGCUCGCUGUCACCUGGUGGGGGCCGCACACCAUCGCCAGCGGUGGGGCUGACUGCAAAUUGCAGCUUUAUGAGCUCCUUGCCGAGCCCUGA